Molecule: messenger RNA, 1089 nt
Organism: Macrosiphum euphorbiae (potato aphid)
Lineage: Eukaryota; Metazoa; Arthropoda; Insecta; Hemiptera; Aphididae
Source: the annotation of a GenBank genome assembly
AUGACUGAUGACACAAAUUAUAUUUUAUGGAAAAAUUUAACACCAUCUUCCACGCGUUACUGUAGACCCAUUAAAUUUUUAUAUAAAAAAGAAACAAAAUAUAAUACUUGCAAAGAAGUCGAGGCAAUUGAAAAUGAAAUAAAUGCCUUAGUCCCAAUUGAAAUUGUUAUAAAUAAUAUUUCUGUUCCUGUUCACUGUAAAUUAGUUAUGACAAUGGUAGAUGGAAAAGUAAUAAAUAAUUUAACUGAUACGUCAAGUCAAAGAUGUUUUAUUUGUAACUGUGGACCCAAAAAUAUGAACGAUUUAAAAAAUAUACAAGAAUUUAAAAUUAAUGAAGAUAAUUUGAAAUACGGGCUUUCUACAUUGCAUGCGUGGAUCAAUUUUUUGAAAUGCAUUUUAAAUAUUUCAUAUAAAUUAAAUAUCCACGAAUCAACUAGUCGCAUGUCUAAAGAAGAGAAGGGAAAAGUUUUACAACAAACAAAAAAUAUUCAACAAACAUUUUGGAAUGAUAUGGGGAUAAAAGUUGAUAAAAUAGUACAAGGUCAGGGUACAUCGAAUACUGGGAAUGUAGCAAGGAGAUUUUUUAAAAAUGCAGAAAUGUCGUCAAAAAUAACAGGUGUUGAUUUAAAUCUAAUUAAAAAAUUAGGUGAUAUAUUAAUUGCAAUAUCUAGUGGAUAUGAAAUUAAUUUUGAGUCAUUUGAUGAAUAUUGUAAAGAAACAGCCGAAUUAUACAUUGAGUUGUAUAAUUGGUAUCGCAUGCCUCCAAGUAUGCAUAAAAUUUUGUUACAUGGUUCUAUUGUAAUAAAACAUGCACUUGUACCAAUAGGAUUAUUAUCUGAAGAAGCCCAAGAAGCAUGUAAUAAAAAUUAUAAAAAUUUUAGGGAAAAUCAUACUCGCAAAACAUCAAGACUAAGUACCAAUACUGACUUAAUGCAUGCUCUAUUAAUUAGUUCAGACCCAGUGAUAUCUUCUAAGCGAAAAAUUUUGAAAACACCAUUUACAGAAUUACCAUCCUCGGUAAAACAAUUAAUAAUUACAGAAAACGAUGAAGAAACAGAAGAUUCAGACGUAUGUUCUGAUUCAGAAUAA